Molecule: messenger RNA, 8710 nt
Organism: Anopheles coluzzii
Lineage: Eukaryota; Metazoa; Arthropoda; Insecta; Diptera; Culicidae
Exons: 5
Coding region: 6697-7839 (380 amino acids)
Molecular function (GO): zinc ion binding; nucleic acid binding
Source: RefSeq, a predicted model, not a curated record
CGUUUCGAGUAACUGUAGAGAAUAAUAGUAAUAAUAAUAACAAUAAUAAUAAUUUAGAAAUUAAAUUUAAAAUAAAGUGAUUGUUACCAUUAAAGUGAAGCUUAGAAUUGAUCGCGAGAGGGAAAGGAAAAGAGAGAAAUAGCGAUAGAACGAGAAGCGUAUCGACAAGUGAGAGACUCGCGGCUUGCCGACAAGUGAACGUGAGAGACUGCACGGUGAGAUGCUACACGGUGAGAAGAGUUCAACAUAGAAACGCGUUUUCAAGAGAGGAGCAACUCGGUGAGAUCGCAUGUGAGAGCGGCAGGAUGGAAACGAAACGCGAAAAGGCGAUCAGUUUUUGGACAGACGUAGAAAAGACAAGUCGCAAUAAAAAGAGUGUCCCAGCAGUAAAAAAAGAAAAAAAAAAAAAAGUGUUAAAAUGUAUAACAUCAAUGAUGACAAGGGCUGCGGUUACGACAAUGGCGCAAACCACGCUCCCAAAUUUAAAUCAAAGAAAGUGAGCAUAUUACGCAAUGCCCUUAAGGCGGAGAAAAGGCGGAACCUCUUACUUGCGGCUAAGCUGAAGUACCAAAAUAAAGCUAGAGCAAAACAUUUACGAGAAAUAAAGCAGUUCAAAGCCGACAUUGUCAAAGAGGCGAUUCAUUCAACGGCGAUCGAUAUGCAAAAUCGUGAAAACACCACCCUUUCUUCCUCCAUGAACACACUUUCGGCUGUUUCUAUAAAUAUUCCGGAGUGUAAACCAAUCACUAAUACGGAAGAAAUCGAUCGCAAAUCCUUCAAAGAUUGGAAAGAUUUGUUAGAAGCAUCUAUGGACCUCGCCGGUAUCACUGAUGAGUAUACCAAAAAUAAUGUUUUUAAAGUAAAGGCAGGACCUAUGCUGCUAGAGGUCCUAGACUCGACUCCAAAACAGCCAUUAUCUGAGACGUCAAACGCCCCAUAUUCAAACGCUAUGAAGCGACUGAACGACUUUUUCGGUUCUCGAGAAUAUCGCUUGGUGCAGCGGCAAAAGUUAAGAGCAUUGACGCAGGACGCGGAGGAGUCGGACUUAAAAUAUCUUAAGCGAGUGAUAGCCACAGCUAAAUUGUGCGAUUUUGACGAAGAAAAACUAAUGGAAGGCGUGACAGAAGUUAUACAACUACAUGCGCUCAACGCCAAAGUGCGAGAGGCAGGUAGAAAGGUUCUACGCAAAGGAGGUACCCUAGCAGCUCUGGUGGACAAAAUUCGAGGGUACGAAGUGGAUAAGACAAACGAGGAAAUUUUCAAGAGGACACAUCAGCCAGCAUCGGACUUCAGAAUAGCGGCGGUUGCACGAAGCGGAGUCGAAUCGAAUUCCGCUGCUGGAUCCGGAACGGAACCGCGGGGAAGGAACUUCGAUUACCAAGGACAAUCCAGCUGGAGGAAUUUUGGGAAUCCCAGCAAUAAAUACGGACGAAAUAAUUCAAGAUACGAAAAUAAGUUCGUACCCUGCUGGAGAUGCUCCAGUAUAUUUCAUGUACCAUCUAAGUGUCAUGCAGCAAAUAAGAUCUGCCGAAACUGUAAGAAAACGGGUCACAUUGAACGUGCUUGCCGACAAAUACCGACACCAUCAAACACACUGAAACGUCGGAUCAGUCGGGACGAUGAAAGACCCGUCAAUACAAAGAAAAUCGCCACAGUGACUAAAGAUGAGGAGCAAAAAGAAGACACGAACGUCGUAAGUGACUAUUCCUCAUAAUUCAGCUUACCCGAUUGAAUUUUUAUCUGCCCAUGUUGUGAAUUUGAUAAACCAUAUUUUAUCUGAAGGAAUAAAUAGGAGUGAACUAAAAAAAAAAAAAAGUAAAAACAUUAACAUUAAUGACUAUUAUAUUUUUCAGAUUAACGAACGGUUCUCGAUUGAAAUAAACGAGUUGCAUGACUUGGAUAUCCAAAGAGGAUGUAUCUUAGGACGCAUUGCAAAUAACAUUUCCGUGUUAUUUUUGAUAGACUCCGGAGCGGACGUCAAUACUGUGGACGAAGACACUUUUGAUAAGUUGCGUAACAAUGAACAAUCCAGAGAGCAACUAUAUUGCGUUUCAAAUGAUACAGAUAAACCACUCCGUGCGUACGCCAGUCCGGGCGAGAUCAAAGUCGUAGGCACUUUUGUAGCAGAAUUGUACAUUUCAGAAGAAAGACCAUGUCUUUUUGAAAAAUUUUAUGUUAUUAGAGGCGCUAAACCACUGUUGGGUAGAGAAACAUCUCUGAGAUACAGUGUUUUGCAAAUAGGGCUCGAUGUGACAAUUAACUGUGCAAGUUCUGGCAAAUAUUACCCCGAUAAAUUUCCAGGAGAAAUGCUCGCAGUAACAGUGGAAGACGAAUUCCCCAAAUUUAAUAUCCCUCCGGUUGUCUUAUCUUACGACAUCACCAAACCACCAUCACGUCGUAUAUUUACUAAUAUCCCUUUACCAUUUCGCGAGGAGACCCAACGUAGACUGCAAAACCUUUUAGCAACUGGAAUUAUAGAGGUUGUCACAGACUCAAUGGAUAGAUCAUUUUGCUCGUCAUUACUGGUCGUUCCAAAAGGGAAAGAUGAUAUUCGCUUAGUAGUAGACCUAAGAGGGCCCAACAAAUGCAUUAUUCGCACACCAUUCAGGAUGCCAACUUUGGAGGAGAUUCUCUCCGACCUUCACGGCGCCAAAUGGUUCUCCACUAUCGACCUUACUAGUGCAUUUUUUCAUAUAGAAAUAGCGGAACAAUCUCGGCACCUAACUAAUUUUUUCAGAGGAAACGCUACGUAUCGUUUUAAACGACUACCAUUUGGUCUUUGCAAUGCUCCAGACAUAUUUCAAGAGACAUUACAAACUAAAAUAUUAUCCGGGUGUCAUGGCCAAAAAUGUUACUUAGACGACAUUUUAGUACACGGGCAUACAAAAGAGGAACACGAUAGUAAUCUUAAAGCGGUUCUUCAUCAACUUAAAGCUCAUAACGUGCGCAUUAAUACUAACAAAUGCGUGCUUGGUAAGAACAAAGUUAAAUUCGUUGGUUAUCUUAUAUCAGAUGAGGGAUUAUGCGUUGAAAACGAAAAAUUAAAAGCAGUCCAGAACUUCCGUCGUCCAGAAACCAUAAACGAAGUAAAAAGUUUUUUGGGGUUUAUGAAUUUCUCGGAACGGUUUAUUUACAUGCGCGCGGAUAAAACUAAGUAUUUGAGAGAAGUAGCUAAAUCUGAAGUUUUUUAUUGGUCCGCCGCGGAAGAAUCUGAGUUUAACUUUUAAAAAAACGAAGCUUUAAAAUCUAUAGCUACGUUAGGUUAUUUUAGUUCCAAGGAUGAUACUGAAUUGUACGUUGACGCGUCUCCCGUGGGCCUUGGUGCAGUAUUGGUACAGUUCGAUGUGGAAUGUAAGCCACGGAUAAUAGCAUGUGCUUCAAAAGCAUUAACUAGUACAGAACAGAGAUACCCACAGACACAGCGAGAAGCGCUAGCGAUCGUGUGGGGAGUAGAAAGGUUUACUUUCUAUUUGACAGGUAAAUCAUUCGCCAUCCGCACAGAUUCCGAAGCUAAUGAGUUCAUUUUUGGUGAGAGCUAUAGACAAAGUAAACGGGCAGUUACACGGGCUGAGGCUUGGGCUCUAAGACUACAAACCUAUGACUUUACUGUAAAGCGGAUCCCAGGUCAUUUAAAUGUUGCAGAUGCUCUAUCAAGGUUGAUUGCUCAAACACAAGAAGCAGAACCUUUUGAUCAAGAUGAUGAUAAACAUCUACUAUACACACUUGGCGGGGGAAUUGUGAGUAUCACGUGGAAGGACAUCGAACAAGAGUCGGAAAAUGACCCAGAGCUCGUAGCGGUGAGAACAGCUAGUAAAUCGGGUCGCUGGCCAGAUAACCUACGUAGAUAUGAAGCAGAACGCAGAUCAAUUCGUUCGUUAGGGUCAAUAGUUUUCAAGGACGAUAAAAUUAUUACCCCAACUAAACUGAGAUCACAGAUUAUGUUGACCGCUCAUCAAGGACACAUAGGUGUUUCUGCAAUGAAGCGUAUAAUGAGGGAAUAUUUUUGGUGGCCAAACAUGAGCAAAGACGUUGAGGUGUUUGUGAAAAAUUGCAACACGUGUUUAGUUAUUGCAAGAAAAAAUCCACCAGUGCCCUUGACUAAUCGCACUUUGCCGGAUGGACCAUGGCAAGUGCUACAAAUAGAUUUUCUAUCCAUACCAGGUUGCGGGGCUGGAGAGUUUUUGGUUGUGGUCGAUACCUAUUCUAGAUAUUUAGCCGUUAUCGAAAUGCAUAGUACAGACGCAAAAACUACUAUUUUAGCACUAAGUAGAAUUUUCUUUACCUGGGGAUUGCCACUAACCAUUCAGAGUGACAAUGGCCCUCCUUUCCAGAGCAAUGAGUUUAUUACGUACUGGGAGGAAAAAGGCGUAAAAAUUAAUAAGUCAAUACCCUUAAACCCUCAGUCAAAUGGGGCUGUCGAAAGACAGAAUCAAGGUAUUAUCAAAGCUUUAGCUGGAGCCAAGCAAGAUGGAAAUAAUUGGAAAGACGCCCUUAGUGCUUACGUUCAUGUACAUAAUAACAUGAAACCACAUUCCAGACUGGGAGUAACUCCGUUCGAAUUAUUGGUAGGAUGGCGGUAUAGAGGUUUCUUCCCAAGUCUGUGGGAAUCAAAGGUAACAAAAGAGAUAGAUAGAUCUAACGUACGCGAGCAGGAUAAUCUUUCCAAAUUAGUAAGCAAAACUUACGCAGAUACUCGUCGAGGAGCGAAGGAUUCGGAUAUAACUGUAGGAGACAAGGUCCUACUCUCAUUUCCUAAGAAAAACAAGACAGAUAGUACAUUUUCCUCUGACUCAUACACAGUGUUAGUUAGAGAAGGAUCAAAGGUUGUUGUUCAGAACGAUCGAGGAGUUCAAUAUACCCGCAACGUGGGGGAUUGUAAAAAAGCGUCGCAAAGAACGCAGUUAAUAGAAGAAAUAGGACCUAAUAGCACAUCAUUGUCGACUCAGAAGGAUUCCGAAAAGGAGUCAGAACAUCCUUCGGAAGAUAGGUCAAGGAGAAGUCCAAUUAAGCGAUCACAAAGAGCAGUGAGAAAGCCUGAAAAACUAAAGGAUAUGUUUUUAUAUCGAAUUUAUAGCUAGAGUAGGAGAGGAGGCGAAUGUAGAGAAUAAUAGUAAUAAUAAUAACAAUAAUAAUAAUUUAGAAAUUAAAUUUAAAAUAAAGUGAUUGUUACCAUUAAAGUGAAGCUUAGAAUUGAUCGCGAGAGGGAAAGGAAAAGAGAGAAAUAGCGAUAGAACGAGAAGCGUAUCGACAAGUGAGAGACUCGCGGCUUGCCGACAAGUGAACGUGAGAGACUGCACGGUGAGAUGCUACACGGUGAGAAGAGUUCAACAUAGAAACGCGUUUUCAAGAGAGGAGCAACUCGGUGAGAUCGCAUGUGAGAGCGGCAGGAUGGAAACGAAACGCGAAAAGGCGAUCAGUUUUUGGACAGACGUAGAAAAGACAAGUCGCAAUAAAAAGAGUGUCCCAGCAGUAAAAAAAGAAAAAAAAAAAAAAAAAGUGUUAAAAUGUAUAACAUCAAUGAUGACAAGGGCUGCGGUUACGACAGUAACCAAAUGUUCGAAUACGGUUAGAAGGACCAAAAAAUGUUUUGAAUUUAAACAUUAAAACUUAGACUUGGACUGCUGUGACAAUUCAUUUAUUUUGACCGAUCGCGUCGAGUGCUAAAGAUGGACUGAUGUUCGAUUUCAUACGCUCGUGAUAGCAAACUUCUCUGGUUUGUUGCUUAACCUAGGAAAUUCUAAGAAAGGCCGAUCGGCCACCAAAAGCGCGCACGUGCCUUAGCGCAGACAAUUGUCUUUUGUUUAACCUUUGAUCCCACUUGCGAGCAGGCUUCACACUGUUCAUAUUGUCAUUGUUUUACAAAGCAAAUACAGAGUUCUUAGUAUUGUUUUCGCUUCGCUCACACCAUAUGGCGCCCCUAGUUCCUAGCAUCGUAUUCUUUUGCUUCGACAGAUAUGUUUUGGAACCAAAAAUUAUUUAUUUAAACUCAAAAAAAAAAAAAAAAAAAAAAUUGAGACAUAUCGCCAUAGCGCUGAACGUGUUAAGGAGUUUCGCGUGCACCAGUUAUCGAAGUCUUCUAGUGAAGCCUGGAGUAUGCGAUGGUCGUCUGGUCCCUGGAUUUACCGAAAGCUUUUGGUGUCGUCCGCGUAGAGCAGGUGAUUAUCCCCAGGAAGUAUCGUGGAAUCACCAUUUAUAUAAAGGACAAAUAGUAUUGUUGGAGCAACUGCUGGAGUCGAGUAGUUCGAAGCGGAGUGGAACAAAUCCGUUCAUUUUUUGAACUUGCCCAGGCUGCAAAUGACAGCCCGAAAGACCAAUACAUCUUAAUUAUAAUACAUGGUUGACGAGUUCACUUGCUUUUAAUGCAUAUUUGUUGACUGUUUGGAAUGAAAUAUUAAAGAAAAUAUUGAAAUUUUGAUUUGCUAUUAUUAAUAAACACGUUUCGUCUCAAUUCGGCUCGAAUUUCUUUAGAUUUGGCAAUCUAUACAAAACAACACGCUGUGGCAAACGUUGAUCGUGUUUCUUCUUCUGAAAGCUUCAUCUUCUUCAUGGUGGUAUUUUGACCGCAGCCGAUUGUUUACUUUCAGAUGUCAUAUCACACACAAAUUGAUAGCGAGCCAUUGUUGCAGCCAUAUCUUGUAAUUGAAGCGAUUUGUGAUUAAAAAUAGUUUUGUCGUCGUUGUUUUCGUGGAAAUCACUAUGAAUAAAAGUUUCUCGAAGCGUAUCAAAUAUAAUUCUUACUUGUAUCGCCACCGUGAUCGUUUGGAACAUGAAAACCAGAUAGAUGACGGUGCCGGCCCUAGUGGAACUUCCAAUGUAGCUGAACAAGGUAUGAAUUCUUCACAAGGCAGUGAUGCACUUGCACAGGAUAAUAUCGUCGGUGAAACUUUCUACGAAGGGGAAGCUGCUUAUCUAUCAGAAGCCGAUGAUGAUGUAAUCGACUAUUUAAUGGAAAGUUCGGAUGAUGAUAUAGAUCCAGCAGCAUCAGAUGACCCAUUCUCUGCUGAAGAUGCUUUGCGUCAAUGGGCAAUAUCAACAAACCAAACAUACGACUCGAUUGCCCAAGUGAUGGAUAUAGUUCGAAAAGUGAGUUCCUGUAACCUAUCUAAAGACGCUAGAACCCUACUAAAAAUCAAUCGAAAAAUUUCGGCUGAUAUCUUGACGGUAGAAGGUGGUCAGUACUGGUAUUAUGGAGUGCAGAAAUGUCUCACGAACAAGCUAAGUAAUACAUCUCUGAAUUCGGACACCACACUCUUGCUUAAUGUAUCCAUCGAUGGUUUGCCGAUAUUUAAAAGCAAUAAUUUACAAUUCUGGCCGAUUUUAAUAAAUAUUCAUAACAUGCCAGAAAUUCCUGUUAUGAUUGUUUCAAUUUACAGCGGAACAAAGAAACCUAGCAUCGAAUAUUUUUUAAAGCAGUUCAUCGAAGAAAUAAACCUAUUAACUAGCAAUGGGGUACAAAUCAACGACGUGAGAGUUGAUGUAGUGGUACGCGCCAUAAUUGCCGAUUCACCAGCACGGGCGUUUAUAAAAGGUGUCGCCAACUUCAAUUCAUUUGAUGGUUGUUUGAAAUGCACUACCAAAGGUGUCAAAAUGCAAGGAAGAACAACUUUCCUUGAUUGUAGCGCACCAAAAAGAACCGAUAGACAUUUUAGAAAGCGGAAGUAUGGUGGUCAUCAUAAACUUGACUCGCCAAUACUUUUGUUAAAUAAUUUUGAUCUUGUGAAGCAAAUAAUAGUUUGUGAUCAACUACAUUUGAUAGAUCUUGGUGUCAUCAAACGGAUAUUGAUCGGCUUGUUGUUUGGUAAAUUUGGGUUUAAAAAAAAUUGUCCUUUGCUGAAAUAACGACAAUAUCUGGUAUGCUGAUGACAAUCCAAUUGCCAAUAGAAAUCCAUAGAAAAUUUCGAUCGUUACACGAUGUGAAUCACUGGAAAGGCUCAGAGUUUUCAUCAUUUUUAUACUAUGCAAGUUUUUCGGUGUUGAAAAACAUCAUGAGUGAUGAACAGCACAAACAUUAUAUGUUGUAUUUCUGUAGUAUAACAUUAUUCUCCUCGAACAUCUACAAAGAACAUUGGCCGCUUGCUAAUAAUUUAAUUACUCUUUUUGUAAAAAAGUAUGUUGAUGUUUACGGACCACAGUUUAUCUCGAGCAACGUUCACAAUCUUACACACAUAUUCGAAGAAGUAGAUGAAUUUGGUCCACUGCGGACGUUAUCUUCUUAUUUAUUCGAAAAUGCUCUACAACACAUAAAAAAUUUGUUGCGUAACGGAUGGAGGAGUUUGGAACAAGUUAUUAAUAGAAUUGCAGAACAAGAAGCGUAUUAUGUCCAUAAAAAAGAUGAUAUUUCAAGUUAUCCAUCUAUUAAACAGAGAGGUAACAUUACCACUCUCCAUGUUCGCAAAGGAUUUUGCUUGAAACCUGGACACCGAGAUGGGUGGUUUUUAACCAAAUCUGGAAAUGUUUGCCAGUACAUUAAUGUAGUUGCACAGGAAAAUGUAACAAGCCUAAAAAUAAUCGCCAGAAAAUUAAGCAACUCUACUCAUUGCUUUGAUUAUCCCUUUACAUCUAAGCUGAUUAAUAUGCACCGUGGAAAUCUCCGUAGCUUUGAGGAAACAGAAGUACAAAUUGAUUUACAAGAUGUGAAAUGUAAAUUGGUAGCUGUUCCUCUCCCAAAAGACAACGAAUUCGACUUUGUUCCGUUAGUUCAUACGUUAAU